AUGCAAGUCGCGUUUGCACUGCAGCGGCCCGACACCAAGCGCCGCAGCGCUGCGAUGCGCAGCGGCUCGUCGCGGCACAGGCAGCUGGAGAAUGAGAUGGGCGUGGAAGAGAUAGAGGUCGAAGCUGAGACCGACGAGGAUCUGGCGGCGGUCAAACUGGUCAACACGGCAGCGGGCAUCACCCAAUUGCUGUCUGCGGAUUGCGUGACCCGGGAAGUAUUUCUCUUCGGCUGGCUGGGAGGAGGGGCGGAACCUGAAGCAUACGCGCAGGACCAUCGUCAUCGUCAUCAUCAACAUCAGCAGCAGCAGCAGCAGCAGCAGCAGCAGCAGCAGCAGCAGCAGCAGCAGCAGCAGCAGCAGCAGCAGCAGCAGCAGGGUCAGCAGCAGGGUCAGCAGCAGCUUCCAGACGUGUUUGUCACUGGAAUUGCUGACGAGCUGCGGCUGCAGGCCAGUCGCGUCGACGGCACCUGGCAAGUGGCCGUUGUAGAGCGCAAGACCCGAGCCUCGCGCGGCGCGCCGCGCGCCGAGCAGAUCGCGCCCGCGCGGCUGCAGGCCAUGCUGUACCUUCAGCUGCUGCGGGGUGUGCGCGCCGCGAGCGCCCCUGGCGCGCUCCACAGGUUUUGCGGGGCGAUGGGCGGGCUCGACCCGGGGGCGCGGCUGUCGUCGCGCGUGGCGGCGGAGGCGGCGGCGAUGUUCGGCUGCACGCCGGCCGGUGCCAGCGCCGCCGAUCCCGGCGGGAGCGGCGGCGUCUGCGGCGACAAGGGGGCUGUCGCGAUGACGCUGGCUGAUGCGAUGGGCCUCGUGCAUGCAGCGGCGACGCGUUUGCCGCCCAUCAGCGAGCAGCUCGUGGUGAUCUGGGAGGCCCAAGGUGACGCGUCCCUCAUCUGGGAGGACCGAUUCCAACACCACCCCCGCUGGCUAGCCAGCCGCCUCGCGGCGCACACGGCCUUCUGGCGGGGCGCCGCGCCGCCCCUCAAGGUGCUACCGGAGCAGGCUGACUACAAGUGUGGGUGGUGCCCCUAUCAGGCGCCCUGCGGCGGCCUGGCGUGCGGGCGGCACCAAGAGAGCGAGGAGCUCUUCUGA
Molecule: messenger RNA, 1083 nt
Organism: Monoraphidium neglectum
Lineage: Eukaryota; Viridiplantae; Chlorophyta; Chlorophyceae; Sphaeropleales; Selenastraceae
Exons: 3
Coding region: 1-1083 (360 amino acids)
Biological process (GO): interstrand cross-link repair
Cellular component (GO): nucleus
Molecular function (GO): single-stranded DNA 5'-3' DNA exonuclease activity
Source: RefSeq, a predicted model, not a curated record